AGGAGCGGUUGCCGCGGGGACCGGGCAGUGACGCGGCUCAAGGGCGGAAGUGAGAAAGUUGUCUGCGUCUCGAGGCGAGUUGGCGGAGCUGUGCGCGCGGCGGGGCGAUGGGGGGCUCGGGCAGUCGCCUGUCCAAGGAGCUGCUGGCCGAGUACCAGGACUUGACGUUCCUGACGAAGCAGGAGAUCCUCCUGAGAGAGGUACUGGACAAUGAAACAGGUUCAGAAAGGUUUGGUGACUGCUUAAGACAACACUCUGAUUCUGUGUACGUGGUUUUAGCUCCUCACCUGGUUGAUGAUGAGCAGCAGGCAAGGAGUGGGAAUGAACACACAGGGAGACCGAUCGCUGAGAACACCGACAGUUCCCCUCUCUCUACCAGAGCCCACAGGCGGUUUUGUGAGCUGCUUCCCCAGGAGCAGCGGAGCGUGGAGUCGUCACUUCGGGCACAAGUGCCCUUCGAGCAGAUUCUCAGCCUUCCAGAGCUCAAGGCCAACCCCUUCAAGGAGCGAAUCUGCAGGGUCUUCUCCACAUCCCCAGCCAAAGACAGCCUUAGCUUUGAGGACUUCCUGGAUCUCCUCAGUGUGUUCAGUGACACAGCCACGCCGGACAUCAAGUCCCAUUAUGCCUUCCGCAUCUUUGACUUUGAUGAUGACGGAACCUUGAACAGAGAAGACCUGAGCCGGCUGGUGAACUGCCUCACGGGAGAGGGCGAGGACACACGGCUUAGUGCGUCUGAGAUGAAGCAGCUCAUCGACAACAUCCUGGAGGAGUCUGACAUUGACAGGGAUGGAACCAUCAACCUCUCUGAGUUCCAGCACGUCAUCUCCCGUUCUCCAGACUUUGCCAGCUCCUUUAAGAUUGUCCUGUGACAGCAGCCCCAGCGUUGUGUCCCGGCACCCUGUCCGAGAACCUUUCUACUGCUGAGCUGUGGCCAAGGUCAAGCCUGUGUUGCCAGUGCGGGCCAAGCUGGCCCAGCCUGGAGCUGGCCCUGUGCAGCCUCACCCCGGGCAGGGGCGGCCCUCGUUGUCAGGGCCUCUCCUCACUGCUGCUGUCAUUGCUCCGUUUGUGUUUGUACUAAUCAGUAAUAAAGGUUUAGAAGUUUGA
This is a messenger RNA of Pan troglodytes (chimpanzee), 1104 nucleotides long. RefSeq names its product calcium and integrin binding 1 (gene CIB1). The record is from RefSeq and is a predicted model, not a curated record. Gene Ontology annotation, biological process: positive regulation of calcineurin-NFAT signaling cascade; positive regulation of protein localization to plasma membrane; cellular response to growth factor stimulus. Lineage: Eukaryota; Metazoa; Chordata; Mammalia; Primates; Hominidae. Gene Ontology annotation, cellular component: sarcolemma; axon; nucleus. Gene Ontology annotation, molecular function: protein-membrane adaptor activity; magnesium ion binding; calcium ion binding. Bases 108 to 869 code for a protein of 253 amino acids. The transcript has 8 exons.